Lentinula edodes (shiitake mushroom) is the source of this 1109-nucleotide messenger RNA. RefSeq lists its product as uncharacterized. Gene Ontology annotation, biological process: RNA processing. The record is from RefSeq and is a predicted model, not a curated record. NCBI's taxonomy places the organism in Eukaryota, Fungi, Basidiomycota, Agaricomycetes, Agaricales, Omphalotaceae. Gene Ontology annotation, molecular function: ribonuclease III activity. Bases 240 to 1091 code for a protein of 283 amino acids. The transcript has 7 exons.
CUCAACUUGCACCUUCAUGAGUUCAUCAUGUGCAUGAUCCAUCAGAUUAAGCUAGGCUGAGCUCAAGUUCUUUUGACACCGAUUCAUACCGAUAAUCAGCUGCGAGAAGGGAAUCCUGAAUUCAAUCUGCUGCGGAAUUGCAAGACUGCGCUGGACUCAUUACAUCGAUCGAAUUUUUAUAGGCUUACUCGAGAGUGGGUUCUUCGAAGUUUACCUCACUUUUCCAGUGCUCCGUUAAGAUGAACCGUGACCCACACACCUUGCCUCCUCUUCCUAAAAUUGAACAUGACCUCGAUUUAACAUUAGCCGUCUUUACUCAUAAAUCUGUUGGUAUCAGCAGUACUGCUGGGCCUACACAUUACGACGGUGACCGCCUAGCAGAAGUGGGGGAGAAGGCAUUGGAUCUGGCUGUCACCAAUUUUCUGUAUUGCAAACAACCAGUCAUGAAUGGCGAAGAGAUGCGAAAGCAACGAGGAAAAAUUCUGCAAGAUGAGGGGAUCCUCCAGUGGCUCGAUUACUACAAGCUUAAGCCCAAAUUACGCACCGCAGAUCUUACGAUUUUGGAAAACCCACGAGAGAUGAAAAAGUAUUUUUUCACUUAUGUUGGGGCAGUUUCCAUCUCCGGCGACAUGUCAGCCGUCAAUAAUUGGAUCGCUCCGUUGAUAGAUCCCAAUGCUGCACUACUCCCAGACUUUAUUUCAGCUUCGAAUUCGUCCUCUUCUCAGACUUCUCAGCAAACCUCUCCGCAGUCUCAGCACUCAUCAUCGAGACCACCGCAAUACACUGCCCCUCCACCACCACUUGGAAAUCCUCCCCCAAUUCCCCCAGACUAUCCUCCUGCAGGCUCUAGUUCAAUGGGUGCUGCUGCUUUAUUGACUCUUGCCACCAUAAACCAAACAGCAGUCCAGAAAGGGGUUAACAUUCAAUAUCAAGGUGAUUCAAGUGGGCCUGCUCAUGAUCCUACCUGGACUGUCCAUUGCCUCAUAAAUGGCCAAGAACAUGGUACAGGUAGAGGAAAGAACCAGAAGGUUGCCAAACUUGAGGCAGGAAAAGCUGCAUACCUAAGCAUGGGUUGGAUGCCAAAUGCCUGAGGGAAAUGAACUGUGAUU